Molecule: messenger RNA, 1767 nt
Organism: Coprinopsis cinerea okayama7#130
Lineage: Eukaryota; Fungi; Basidiomycota; Agaricomycetes; Agaricales; Psathyrellaceae
Exons: 27
Coding region: 1-1767 (588 amino acids)
Source: RefSeq, a predicted model, not a curated record
AUGGAUUUGGAUUUGAGCGUCGAGAGCGUUGCGCGAACUAAAUUUGUCUCGAAUCUUGUUGAAACGUCAUGUUUAGUGCUAUGGAUUGCCGACUACCUCGAAACUUUGCCACUCGAAAUAUCCGUCAUGUGGACAUCAAGUGCAAACAAGUUCAGUCUAGUGAAAUCCUUAUUCUAUAGCCUACGAUACCUACCGUUCGCAUUCUUUGCGCUUGGCUUGGCCCUUGAAGAUGAACUCGUCGACGAAAGGGUACGCGAAUUUUCUACUGGCUAUGGACGAACACCUGUGGAAUUUGCAGCCUUCCUAGAGUUGCAGGCGACGAUUGAUUCUAUUCUCCCUCCUAACGGUCGCCAUUGUCGCUUUGGCCGAAGCCAACCUAUACCUGGACUUGAAGCCUAUUCCUGCGGAUUCAUUCGAAGUGUCCAAGGAAAUCUACUCUCAAUAGCAUGGGGCAUUGUUGCUGCUAACGAGAUCCUUAUGAUGUCCAUGACACUCCUGUUUGUGUUCAAGAAGCACAACAAUUAUCGAAAUCGGAUACUAGAGGUGUUCUAUCGAAAUGGAACAUUGUAUAUAAUGGCAAUUGUCGGGAACAUUCUGACGGCAGUGAUUGCUCCAAGAUUCGUCUACCUUUUGACCAGCUGGCAGGCAACCUUGCACGCCGUCUUCUCGACACGCAUGGUUCUCCAAAUCCGGGAAGCCGCUAAUGGUACUACUUCGGCAGUUGAUCAGGAAACUGCGCAGACACACAUAGGAGCCCUGGAGGAUGUCUUGGACGGGUUCUCUACCAGGUUCCCCAUCGUCCAUUUCAUUCGGUGGCACCCUCACCUUUACACGUCGCAUGCAAUGGACCUAGAAUCGAGCAUUCGGGCGGAUAUUGCGCGUACUGAACUAGUCGCGAAGCUUGUCGAAACAUCAUGUUUAAGCCUCUGGAUUGUCGACUACCUCGAAACUCUACCUUUGGAAAUAUCCAUUAUGUGGACUUCGGGCACUCGGAAGUUCAGUCUCGUCAAAUGCCUAUUCUAUACCCUUCGCUACGUUCCACUCGGUUUUUUUGCUCUGAGCUUCGGCUUGGAGAAUAACAUUAUUGAUGAGCAGAGUUGUCGGAGACGUGACGGCAUUCGUGCAGUUCUAACAGUUGCAAUCGUUGUUCUUGCGGAAGCACUUUUGUUCGUCCGGGUGUAUGCAGUUGGAGGACGUUCCAAAUGUCUAAAAUACUCUCUUAUUGGCUACUUUGUGGUCUCCCUAGGGAUUGUGUUUGGACUCCUUAUCUGGCAUAUACUGAGCUUGACAUUCACCGUGCCCAGGCCUGGGCGCGAGAUCUACUCCUGUGCACUGAUCCAGAGCGGUCGGGGGAAUUUGGUGUCUAUUGCAUGGGGCAUUAUCGCGGCCAACGAGAUCUUAAUGAUGGCCAUGACAUUCUUCUUUGUUUUCAUGAAGCACAUUAAUCGUCGCAAUAGGAUACUGGAGGUAUUCUAUCGCAAUGGGACCUUCUACAUCAUUGCGAUUGUUGGGAAUAUCUUAAUGGCCGCUAUCUCCCCUAACCAUCUCUAUCUUCUUAGCAGCUAUCAGGCCACCUUACACGCCAUUUUCUCGACACGGAUGGUCCUACAAAUUCGGGAGGUCGUUCACGAUCCUCUGAAAGUAAUUCAUGAAACCUCGCACGUUGGGCCUCUAGAAUUUGCCCCUCUGUCCCUGCUAUCUCGUUCAGCUGGAUUCAGCUCAGAGGAGGAUGGAUGUUUAAUGCAGCAACGACGCGAUGUGGAAUAA